GUUAAUAUUUUUUUGAACUCGGUGUAAUGUAUGACACCUAAAUGUAGAGCAAAACAAAAUAUACUUAAAACGUGAAUGCAAUAAGACAUGUUUAUUUAAGCUUGUAAUUAUAUUAAUAAUAAGAAUCGAUGAAGUAUUUUGGUACAGAAUAUUCUCAGGGCUCGAAAAUUUGUUAAUUGUUCUUAACCGGUGCGUUACUAAUUUUAACAGCUGCUUCAGCCUUCAGCAGCAGCACCAAUUAUUCAGAAGUCGCGCAUGUGCGGCUCACGCCUCUCUCUACCUGUCCGCAUAAAUCGAGAGGCUUCGGUUUAUAUUAAAAAAAUCAUCUUUUGUCUUAGUUUUUGCUUCUAAACGAGUUUAUUACUUAAUAACGUUUCAAGAUCUUCAAGUGCGAUUCCUGUGCAAGGAAUAAAUACUCAUUUUACUACGUCAAAUCGUUUUUUUUUGCUUAUAUACGUAUACAUAUAAGGACGUAAAAUAUAAUAAAUCAUGGCAGAGACCGAGUACGUUAUGAACUCGCAUGACGACAACGGCGUGAUGAUACAUUCCGAGUGUACGAGCAUCGGGAACAUCGCUGUUGACCAGGCCGGCCAAAGUGGCAGGAAGUGGUACAGAAAAGCUGCACACAGAAUUUUUGUCAACAGGAGUUUGCAUUUAGAAAAUAUCAAGUUCUAUGGCUUCGAUAUGGAUUACACUUUGGCUGAAUACAAGUCGCCUCAGUAUGAACGGCUUGGAUUCAACCUGGUCAAGGAAAGGCUUGUGGAUAUGGGGUAUCCAGCUGAAAUUUUAGAAUUUGAAUAUGAUCCCUCUUUCCCAGUGAGAGGUCUUUGGUUUGAUGCUCAAUAUGGAAACCUCCUAAAAGUUGAUGCUUAUGGAAAUAUAUUAGUUUGUGUACAUGGAUUUCAGUUUUUGAAACAUUCUCAGGUUUAUGAAUUAUAUCCUAACAAAUUUCUUCAGUUGGACGAAUCGAGGGUAUAUGUAUUAAAUACACUUUUCAAUCUCCCCGAAACAUAUCUUCUUGCCUGUUUAGUUGACUUUUUCACAAAUUCUCCUCAAUACUCUUGUAAGGAUAAGACAGGAGUUACUUGUGGAGACCUAUUUAUGUCUUUUAAAUCAAUAUUUCAAGAUGUGAGAAGUGCUGUUGAUUGGAUUCACUUGCAGGGUGAUUUAAAAUCCAUGACAAUAAAGAAUCUUGAUGAAUAUGUCAAGAAGGAUGAGCGGCUGCCAAUGUUUUUGACAAGGAUCAGAGAAAGUGGUGCAAAGGUUUUCCUCCUCACAAACAGCGACUAUCUAUUCACUGACAAGAUAAUGACUUACUUAUUUGACUUCCCUCAUGGUGCAAGGCCUGAUGAGCCCCACAGAAAUUGGAAAACCUACUUUGAUAUAAUUGUUGUCGAUGCAAGGAAACCACUAUUUUUUGGUGAAGGCACUCUUAUGAGGCAAGUUAAUACAGAAACUGGUUCUCUCAAGAUUGGCUCACACACAGGUCCUUUGCAAAAGGAACAAGUUUAUUCUGGAGGUUCUUGUGAUGUAUUCACAAAGUUGAUAGGAGCGAAAGGAAAAGAUGUGUUGUACAUUGGUGAUCAUAUUUUUGGUGACAUUCUUAAAUCAAAGAAAAUAAGGGGAUGGAGGACAUUCCUCAUUGUGCCUGAGCUUGUUCAGGAGCUGCAUGUUUGGACAGACAAGUGCCAGCUCUUUACUGAACUCCAGGCUCUUGAUGUCAUGCUUGGGGAGAUGUAUAAGAAUUUAGACUCGAGCACAAAAGAAAAACCGGACAUAUCGAAGCUGAGGACCGGCAUAAGGGAGGUGACGCAUAAGAUGGAUUUGUCUUAUGGCAUGAUGGGCAGCCUUUUCAGGUCGGGUUCUAGGCAGACUUUCUUCUCCUCACAAGUUGUCCGCUACGCUGACCUUUAUGCUGCUACAUUUAUCAAUCUCAUCUAUUACCCUUUUAGCUACAUGUUUAGAGCUCCUGCUAUGCUGAUGCCACACGAAUCUACUGUUGCCCACGAACAGAGGUUUGUCAUGGACAGUCCCAUGAUUUCCAGGUCUAGAACCUACUCUAUCUUCGAAGACGAAAAAACCCCCACACGAGACAAUAAAUCAUUAGAUAGGAGCAACAGCCAAGUUCCACAUGCUCGUCCAGUCACACCUCGUUCCGUCACCCACAAUCACGAUGAGGAUUACAGUGAUGAAGAAAGUGAUCGUAACUCAGGAGAGGAGAAGCAGAAUUAGAACUGAAUUACAAGCUCGAAGUAGCACAAUUUCCGCGAAAAUAUAGCGUACUAGGCUAAGAAAAUAAGAAUAAGUAUGUACAAGUUGUGAUGAUAACCAAUUUUUGUACAGUUUUUACAUUUGUUCUCAUUCAUUUUUGUAUAGUUAGCCAUUGCUACUUUGACAAAUUUUAUUUGUAUGUUGUAUUUUAUUAUAAUUACUUUUGUUGUUGUUUUUAAUCUUUAAUUCGUUCAAUCUACAUUCCUUUGUAUUGAUGUUAUUCCCACAGUUUUACCGAUAUGAUAUAAUUGUGUCAUAGCUUGAUUGAUUCUUUGAAAAAUUUACUGUUUAAAAAAAUUUACUGCAAAGCCAAUAAAUUUAGCAAUUGUGAUUGGAAAUUAAGUAUUUUGUAUAUAUGAUUUCUGCUCAAAGUACAAUAAAAUUUUAUAGCUGUA
Molecule: messenger RNA, 2666 nt
Organism: Cimex lectularius (bed bug)
Lineage: Eukaryota; Metazoa; Arthropoda; Insecta; Hemiptera; Cimicidae
Gene: Nt5b
Product: cytosolic purine 5'-nucleotidase
Exons: 12
Coding region: 490-2232 (580 amino acids)
Molecular function (GO): 5'-nucleotidase activity
Source: RefSeq, a predicted model, not a curated record